Molecule: messenger RNA, 420 nt
Organism: Helianthus annuus (common sunflower)
Lineage: Eukaryota; Viridiplantae; Streptophyta; Magnoliopsida; Asterales; Asteraceae
Product: leucine-rich repeat extensin-like protein 5
Exons: 1
Coding region: 1-420 (139 amino acids)
Source: RefSeq, a predicted model, not a curated record
AUGUCCGUGCGUGGGGGUUUCCACUUCGGCACCCCCCAACACAGCAGCAACAGCCACUACCCGCCGUUGUACGAAGACCCGCAAAUGGGUGGGCCUUCAAACCCUGUUUCUGAAGUCGACUCUGCACCAGUCGCACCGCCACUACCGCACAUGGGUUAUGAUAACCCAAUUCUUUGUUACGCCGGUGCAGCGGCGUAUAACCCGUUUGAGCAGCAAGCUUACUCGGGUUACAAUUAUAACAAUGCCCCUGAUGUUGACCCGUAUAUCGAGGCGGCCAACUACAAUGCCCUCUACCCUGGAGGACCCUUUCAAGCUACGUACCCAACUGGGUACCCAGCAUAUGGGUAUCAAUACCCACCACCUCCUCAACCACUGCCGCAGCAGCAGCCGCAGCCGCCACAGAUUCAACCACUUCAGUAG